Molecule: messenger RNA, 2450 nt
Organism: Neurospora tetraspora
Lineage: Eukaryota; Fungi; Ascomycota; Sordariomycetes; Sordariales; Sordariaceae
Exons: 4
Coding region: 251-2080 (609 amino acids)
Biological process (GO): transmembrane transport; metal ion transport
Cellular component (GO): membrane
Molecular function (GO): metal ion transmembrane transporter activity
Source: RefSeq, a predicted model, not a curated record
AUUCAUAAUGGGCAAAUCUCAUGACGAGGCUGCCAUCCGCAAAGCCUGUGUCACGUCUCAGGCCGAUUAAGACACCGAACAGUGGGAAAACCAAGAAGAAAAUAUGCGUUUCCCAUCGGCUUAUGGACAGCAACUACAUUAUACUAUCAGCCCUUUUCUGGCAAGUCGUAAAACGAUCACAACAUCCAGAAAAUAACUCCUAAGACAAGGAAUCUACUGAAAGCGAAACCAUCCACAGUUCGAUAACGGCAUGACCGCCGAAAAAUUACAACCCAUGCCUGCGGAUAAUCUUCCGAGACGAUCGCGGUCAAUCCGCCGGACUCGCAGAGAUUAUCCACCAUCGGCCGCGGGCGAUGAUCCUGCGUCACGGGUUACAUCAGCGAGCAGGACUGUACGCGAGGAUCCAGAUGCAUUAACACCGGAGGGAUAUGCCGAUGCUGUACGCAGGCAUUCGGUCCUCAACAAUGGGAUUGGACGAAAUUACAUAUGGUUAAGCGACUUCUUGGGGCUGAAUAUAUCGACAUCUGUAUAUGUGCGGAAAACCGCCCCUCGAGAUUUGAAGAGUUGGGUGGUACAGUAUCCCAUUGCCGGCGAUGAUGAUAUUGCCGAUGCGCAGGAGAGUUCACUUGCGUUGACGCCAACUUUAUCACCAAGAAGCAUCUUAUCCGAAGAAUCGACUGAUAACACUGGAGACUCAUUUGCGGGUGAGAGACGCUCCAGCAAGGAGAGUUCCGGGCAAGAUGAGCGCAGAAAGUUCAUCUCGUUCUCGACACACAAAGAGUUCUCUGCGAGUAUCGCGAGCCGGAAUCCAUUUCAGUCCACUGUCACAUUUCUUCACGGUUAUACAUCGCCGGCAUGGAUCAAUCACAUAGGCGCCGGAUACAACAUCGACCCGGAGUUCUUCUGCCGACAUCUGGAUUUUCGGGGUCCCGAGGAAUCUCCGAUAAGCUUUUCCAUACCUUCGAUACCAUCAUCAUGCUGCUAUCUGAUCGAUCUUCCAGUGAUCACAAUCGGCGAGCGUGACGAUUGUACCUCAAGCUGCACAUUGCACGAGGCACAUAUUGAAGCCUUGAGGAGAGAAGCUGCGAUUGCUCUAGAUGCUCAUCGUCGGGAGAUCAAAUACAUAGAUCAGAACAGGCCCAAAAUGGUGGAUGGCCAGUCAAUGGUACGAGAUUACUACGUCUUUGAUGAGACGCACUUUGCCGUUGAGCAGCGUAUUUCCAUUUGCAUGGAAAGACCCGGGGAUGAUCCAACCUUUCAGUUAAUCGUCUGGUCAGACUCCGGAGACAAUUACCAACCACAUUCAAACUCCCCGGAUUGGCCUCAAUGGAAGAGUUGCCUCCCCGUCAUCGUGCACAAGCACAAAAUUGCCCUUAAGGCACGGCGUCCGAGCCAAGGCAAGUGGAACUCAACCCCAUCUAUCCACUCGGCCGCCGACAUCCACAAAGAGUACGGUCACUCCCUGGAUCCGGCCACCAUGGCCAAGGACGCUUUCUACUGUUUGACCGAGAUCUUCAGCUUCGCCGCCUCCUCCCAGAUGCAGUUCCUCAACCUCAUCGACCUCAAGCUCGACCGGUACACCUCCCUCCCGACCAAAGAGGACUUUAAGGUGCUCCCCAACCUCAAGUACACCAAGAAGAUCCUCGAACGCUAUAUCCAAAAGACCGAAUGCGUACUGGAAAGCAUCCGCAGCGCAACCAGCUCGCAGUCUCGCUGGCCCAAGGCUUCGGACUCGAGCAUCCACGAUCCCAGUAUCAACGAUGGAAGCGAACAAAAGGCCAGGAUCGCCGCCCAACGGACAGAGCAGGACUUCCAACACCUGCUUAACCACGCCGAGACCCUGCAUCGUCGCACGACAGAGGCUAUCACCGUUCUACUCUCGAGUAUCUCCAUCUCGGAGUCGCAGAGAGCGCUAGCGGAGGCGGAGAGCAUGGGGAAGCUCACAUUCCUGGCGUUCACCUUUGUUCCGCUGUCAUUUACGACCAGCUUCUUCGGCAUGAACGUCGGAGAGCUGGAUGGCCAGACGCCGCUGUCGAUAGGGUGGUGGGUACAUGGGGAGAAGAAGAAGGAGAAGAGAUGAUUUGACUGGAGAAUGAACCAAAAUAACGGGUCCCGCCGUGGACAGUUAGAAACUGGGAGGCAGAUCUUGUGAGGAGUUUGGUGGGAGUUCGUUGCGAGGCGUGGGUUCUGUUUUCCGGAGGUAAGGGGCUCAAGGGACACCCUUUUCUCCGGGGCCUUGAUGAUUGAGAUACCCAAAAGUUACGCAUUUUGAGAACCUUGGAUGGUGGAUGAUUUUUUUCUCUCUCCCCCUUCUUUUUUCUUGAAAAUAACGAAAUAUCGCUUUUGGUAGGAGAGAACAACAACAAAUAUUAGCGGAACACACCUAACAGCGUUAAUACCUAGGUAUAUAGCCGGCAAGGGAACCCUGUGACACCACCCUUUGAAGCCAG